CAACCGUUUCAAACCCGGUUCAUUAUCCUAAAUUAACCACCACCCAAACCGAAUUAAACCCGGUUCAAUUCCUGUGGCGUCAAAAUUUUCUCCCUUUUUAUUUUUCCCUUUUUAAUCACUUUUCUCAGAUUCGAUCAUUUUCCCCUUUCCCAUUUCCUCGAAAUUCCCACAACUCUCGCCGGAAAAAAUGCCGGAGAUCGCCGCCGCCGUUUUUUUCUCCGUUUUCUCUUCAAUUCCUCUACUAAAACAACCGCCGUGUUCCUCCGGUAAAUUGUCUCGUUUUCCGUGUCAAUCGCCGAUCGGUUCCGUCCGGUUCGUUGCGAAAGCGUCCGGUUCAGGUGGUUUCCUUGGUGGUGAUGCACUUGGACCGUAUCCUUGGGAACCUUCUGACUCAGAAGAUCCUUCCUUGCACUGGGUACAGGAGGAAAAGAUCACUUUGUUCACUGCUGAUGGACUCAUUCAAAUCGGGGGCAACUUGGUCAAGCGAAAAAUGUCUUCAUUUGAUAAGAAGCAGGGAAAAUUGAAAGUGUCUCUGAGAUCUCAACGAUUUCGUGAGAGCAGUUACAUGGAUCCAAACCAAAGCCUCUGUUUGGGUGCUCUGUUUGACAUUGCAGCGACUAAUGGCCUUGACAUGGGCAGGAAACUAUGCAUAAUUGGUUUUUGCCGUUCUAUAGAGAUGUUGAGUGAUGUUGUGGAAGACACUGUUCUGGAGCACGGUGGAGAGAUUGUCUCUGCGGAGAAAGCCAGCAAGGACAAUUUGCAGGAAAAGCUAACCAUGACAGUUGCAGUGCCGCUACUUUGGGGUGUUCCUCCAGCGUCUGAAACUAUCCACCUUGCAGUUCGAAAUGGUGGAGGCAUAGUAGAUAAAGUUUACUGGCGAUGGGACUUCCUGUAGAUGUAAAUGUGUAAAGCUCCAUGGCCUUUGUUUGUGCAUUUGUAAAUAUUAUUGUUAAUUCUUCUGUACAAAAUUGGAAUAUGUAACUUAACCUGUGUACACUAGUAGAUGUUAAAGAGUAGUGCAUCCAUCCAUUAUUUUGAAUUGUAAAGUGGACACCUCAAGAAUGACAAAUUUACCUGUCAAUAAAAUUUUAGGUCGAACUAAUUUGGACAUCUAA
This is a messenger RNA of Capsicum annuum, 1115 nucleotides long. RefSeq lists its product as uncharacterized. The transcript is spliced from 5 exons. Bases 188 to 895 code for a protein of 235 amino acids. Lineage: Eukaryota; Viridiplantae; Streptophyta; Magnoliopsida; Solanales; Solanaceae. The record is from RefSeq and is a predicted model, not a curated record.